Molecule: messenger RNA, 2197 nt
Organism: Lytechinus variegatus (green sea urchin)
Lineage: Eukaryota; Metazoa; Echinodermata; Echinoidea; Temnopleuroida; Toxopneustidae
Product: death-associated protein kinase 2-like
Exons: 11
Coding region: 158-1717 (519 amino acids)
Biological process (GO): positive regulation of apoptotic process; intracellular signal transduction; protein phosphorylation
Cellular component (GO): nucleus
Molecular function (GO): protein serine/threonine kinase activity; ATP binding
Source: RefSeq, a predicted model, not a curated record
UUCUCUAGUUCUCAUACUCGCAAGGUGGUCUCUAGCGGUGCUUGGAACAGCACGCUCUCUCUGGAUUUGUAUCACUGGAAUUACCACUAUGGUUAUAAUACUGAAAUUCCCGAUUUCCGCCAAAUUUAUUUACUAAAGACAAUUAAGGUCCUUGGAAAUGGCGAUGUUUAGGAACGAAUCCGUUGAAGAGUUUUACCAAAUUGGAGAAGAUAUUGGCAGUGGCCAGUUCUCGGAGGUCAAGAGGGUGACCGAGAAGAGCACGGGGAAGGACUACGCCGGGAAGUUCAUCCGGAAGAGGCGGUCGGCUGCCAGCAGGAGAGGGGUCAAGCGAGAGGAUAUCGUUCGGGAGGUCAGCAUCCUUGAGGAGCUGUCACAUGAUAACAUCAUCUCACUGCAUGAUGCCUUUGAGACACAGAAAGAGGUGGUCCUCAUCCUUGAACUAGUAACUGGAGGAGAACUCUUCCAUUAUUUAGCAGAGGAGGACCAUGUCAAUGAGGAGGUAGCGGCUCAGUUUGUCAAGAAGAUCCUGGAAGCUCUUAAACAUAUGCACGAAAGGAAUAUAUGCCACCUUGAUCUUAAGCCUGAGAAUGUGAUGCUGCUGAACCGGAACACCCAGAACAUCAUGCUCAUAGACUUUGGGCUUUCAAGGAGGAUACAACCGGGAGAAGAUAUAAGAGAUAUCAUGGGUACAGCAGAAUUUGUAGCACCCGAGAUCAUCAACUUUGAGCCAUUGAGUCUGAACACGGAUAUGUGGGCUAUUGGAGUGAUCACGUAUAUAUUACUUAGUGGAUUGUCACCGUUCCUCGGGGACGACCAACAAGAGACAUACGAGAAUGUGACAGCCAUCAAUUAUUCCUUUGACGAGGAUUACUUUUCUUCCACCAGCGAGCUUGCCAAAGAUUUCAUCGAUCGUCUGCUCAUCAAAGACCCAAGAAAACGUGCAACUGUUGACCAGUGCCUAUCGCAUCCAUGGAUUAUGCCUCGGAGCACGAAGCAGAAGGUCCAGCGACAGACCUCACACCUCAACAUGGAGAACCUGAGGAAAUUCAAUGCAAAGAAGAGAUGGAAGCAAUCAAUGAAAGUGGUAUCGAUAUGCAAUAAACUCUCCAAGAAUGCCAGGCUAAGAAGUGCCAGCACAGCAGUGGAUGUUAAUGGGGCUUCCAUGGCACUAACACCUUUUGAUGAAGCACCGGUGUCAACUGAUGAUGAAUAUGAUAGCACUGGGAUUGUAGAUAGUAUUGUAGAGGAAGUGGAGGAGGAAGAUGAAGAUGAAGAGGAGGUGGGGAUAGAAGGGAAACCCACCAAAAUAGAAAGUGUAGAACGAAGUGUUAGUUCUGUAGAGAACGCCUUGCACUCUGAGAGCACCCAACUAACACCAGAGGCACAGGUAGUGUCAAUCAGUAAUAACACUGCACUCAAGCCUAACACCAUGAAUGUUACUGUUCCAUCUCGUGUGUUGACUAACGAUAGCAAUAACAAUAACAGCAAUAAUGACUUGUCUAACUAUGCACGUAGCCGUAAGACCGAUAAAAGUAUGAAUGAUGGGAAGGGUGAAUGUAAGAUAUCGGAGCCUUUAGAGCAAAAACAAGAUAAAGAGAUAGUUGGGAAGAUGUCUGAGUUACAACCCAACACACAGGCACUGAGUGAAGAUGAGAUAUUGAUGAUUGUGGUAGGAGUUGUUGUAGUAUUUGGAUGUUUCUUGGUAGUUCAUGCCUAGAUUCCUUGUUAAAAGGUGAAGGCCAUUAGAUUUGAUUGUUGAUAACAAUUGCAGAUUAUUUUUUUUCUUAAUUUUUUUUAUAUUUGAUAUAUCAUCAAUAAACAUGUACAUAACUGUUGAAAGUUGUGUAAGGCACAAGUCUGAGUUUUCUAAUGGGGAAAAAAGUCUUCACAAUGUUUAGAUUGGGUUCCUAUUGAAUUAUUAUGACUGUCAUAAUCUAUUUUUAUUAUUUUGCUGACUAAAAAAAACAUUAUUUUUAUUGAAAAGUUAGAUUUCAUUAAUAACAACAUGGAGCUAUGCUUUAUAGCAUUCAAUAUCUUAUAAAUGAAAAGUUGAAUAGAGCCCUCUGUUGUUCAUUAUAAAACUCAUGUUUUUUCUAUGUGCAGAUUAUAUUUUACCUGGCUCUUCAGUACCAUGAUCAAUUGAUAGAUUCAAGGAGGGGAAAUAAUUCUCAAGAAUCUAAUAAUUAUAUGUUAUGAA